AUGCAUUUCUCCAUCCCCGAAACGGAGGUUUGUUCGGGAGAAAAUGGAUCAACCUAUGUGGCCUACAACAUCCAUGUCAAUGGUGUCCUGCAUUGUCGGGUACGCUACAGUCAACUUCUAGGACUCCAUGAACAGAUAAAGAAAGAGUAUGGCAGCAACGUGGUGCCUGCCUUCCCUCCAAAGAAGAUCUUCACACUGACUCCUGCUGAGGUCGAACAGAGACGAGAACAGCUGGAGAAAUACAUGCAGGCUGUGCGUCAGGAUCCAUUGCUUGGAGCCAGUGAGAUGUUCAACAGUUUCUUAAGGAAAGCACAGCAGGAGACCCAGCAGAUUCCCACAGAAGAAGUCACUCUAGACAUCUGCCUCUCCAACGGUCAGAAGGUUACCGUCAACAUUCUGUCCUCAGAUCAGACAGAGGAUGUCCUUGAUGCUGUUGCAACAAAGCUUGACCUUCCAGAUGACCUUGUGGGUUAUUUCAGUCUGUUCCUUGUCCGUGAAAGUGUGGAUGGAGGAUUAACAUUUGUACGGAAGCUCCAGGAGUUUGAGCUACCUUAUGUAUCCAUUACCAGCCUACGGAGCUCUGAUUUCCAUAUACUCCUACGGAAAAGCUACUGGGACAUGGCAUAUGACACUGAUGUAAUGGACAACAGAGUUGGCCUGAAUCUGCUAUAUGCCCAGACAGUGUCUGACAUUGAGCGAGGCUGGAUACUCGUCAACAAAGACCAGCACAGGCAGCUCAAAUCACUGCAGGAGAAAGGCUCCAAGAAAGAAUUCAUCCAUCUAGGUCAGACACUCAAAUAUUAUGGCUAUAUCAAGUUUGAUCCGUGCAUCACCGACUUCCCAGAGAAGGGCUGCCAAGUCAUCGUCAGCGCUGGCAACAAUGAGCUCAACUUCCACGUCAAACUGCCUAAUGAGCAGAUGAAGGAGGGAAGCUUCAAGGUGACACGCAUGAGGUGCUGGCGCGUCACAUCUUCUCAAGUCCCAGUGUCCAAUGGUACAACCAACCCCUGCAGCUCGGCCAAAUGCGAGGUCAAACUGGAGUUGGCCUUCGAGUAUCUGAUGAGCAAGGACCGCCUCCAGUGGGUCACCAUCACCAGUCAACAGGCUAUCAUGAUGAGCAUCUGUCUUCAGUCUAUGGUGGAUGAAUUAAUGGUGAAGAAGUCAGGAGGCAGCAUUAAAAAGAUGCUGAGGAAACGACACAACGGCUCCAUCCACCGACCAGACAGUCAGCAAGCUGUGAAAUCUCCCCCCCUACUGGACUCUCCCGACCCAAACCGCGAGCAAAUUGUCAAACUCUCAACCAAGCUGAGCUCCGUGUCCCUCCGAGGGAUCAGCGCCUCCAACUCAGCAAACGACAUCAGUGGCAAUGAUUUCCACGGCAACUACGCUUUCGAGGGAAUCGGGGAUGAUGACCUGUAACCCCCCCAACCCCCGAUCGGUCCAUUCUCCUCUUUCCAUUUCCACUGUCACCAAGCGGGACGACAAAGAUUCCAAGCUGAGCUGAGCCGAGCUGAGCAGAAUGAGUGUCUGAUUCUGCAAGAUUGUAGCUUCUUCCUGGAGAAAUCGCUGCCUUAAGCUCAUCCUGAUUUGUAUUUUACUUCCAAGCGUCAUAUUAAAUCCAAACAUUACUAGCAUGUAAAGUUGCAGGUAUUGAACAGAGGACCCAUUCUGUCUCACUUGUAUUACUGUUUUAUCAAUACAGUUAAAGGUACAAAAGUAAAUUAAUAUAUUAUCAGCUAAACACAUUCUUCCUUUAGUGGCUGCAUGUUUUUGUUUUUUUUUUCCAACCAGAGCCAAAUGUUUAGUUAGACCUGGCACUAGUGAUAAUACCACAGAACUGGACAUGGAUUGUUCUCAAAAGAAGUCGUCCAGCUAAUGUGUGGAAUUUGAUCUCAGUCAAGUGAUUGAAACUGUAGAUUUUUCACAACUGCUUACCUACGUUGGCUUGGCUUUAAACCAAAAUGUCUUGUUUUUGUUAGUGAUUCUCUGCGUCGUGCUUUUUCAUGCGCCACGUCAGUAAACGGUGAAGAUAGUUUUCAGUUCGGGGCACAGUCUCGCAUACUGCCUUCAGAAAUAGUCUGACGCCUUAACUUUUCCUUUUCUGCCUCACAGGUUCUCUAAUCAUUUAACAGCACAUUUGUCAGGACGGCUUCGAAGUUUGCCUGUGUUUUGUCUUUCUUUUUUUUUUUUUUUUAAGAGAAUCUCGCAGAACUUGACAGGUGGUCGAUUUGGCCGAGCUGCUUGCACUUGCUGAACCCGUCAUUUUGCACAGUAUUACAGGUGGAGGUGAAUGUUUGAGUAGACGCUCAAACAUGACUUGUACAUUGUGUGGAGAUUUCGAAAGGGGCUCUGCGAUUCCAUCUAUGAUUUUUUUUUUUAAAGCAAUUUUUUAAGGUCUCUCAUAAAUGCCAAAUUAUAGUUUACUAAAGCGUUUUGCACAAAAUAAACAUAAAAAUUACGUCACUUUUUAUAUUAUGUACAUGUAAUUAAGUAUUCUGAACAUUUACUAAUAUCUUUAUCAUCAUAGCUUAUUGUAAUCAAAUAGAUCAAAUGUAAUCUAAGCUGUAUAGAACAAAAAAUGUAAAUGGACUAACAUUUAUCAUUGUUUACAUAAUGUUUAGGGGACUUUUUAGUUAAAAUGUAAAGUUUACAGAUUUUGGUUCUGAUUAUCUUCGUUGCGUCUCUUUGGGGCCGUUGGUCUUUGUCGUAAUUUGUACGUUCAGUGUGCCGAUCAUCUCAGAGGAUUUAGCUGAAAAGGUGCUUGGUGAACACUAUUGCUGGAGUGAAAAAAACUUAAUUCAGAGCAGGCAACAAAAUGAACAUACACCGCUGUUUUUAUAUAUACUGUACGUCAUUCCAUUUGUUCUCAGCUUCACUUUUUUUUUUUUUUAAGAGCUGCAUCUGUGUUUUAACGCCUCUAAAUGUUAAAUCAGUGCCAACAGCUUUACUCACUGGUUAGCCAGAACUGUAAACAAAAUGUGUCUUUUCUUUCACUGCUGUGCUUUUUAUCCACUGCAUUUUUUAUAGUAGGGAGAUCUUCUCAUUUCUCUCUUAUUGCCAAUAUCAAGUACAUGAAAGCUGCCAGGUCCUGGGUGUCUAGAUGUGUACGUAGGUGCCAAAUUACACUUUGAAGUGUAUUUUUCAUCAGCAUCACAAAUGUCAAAUUUCAUGGAUACUGUACUGACUCGACUCAUUCCACUAUUCACUUUGAUUUUAGUGCUAAGGUCGGUGGGUCUGUUUGCCAUGAUGCUAAAAUAAAUCUGAAAUUAGAUCAUC
Molecule: messenger RNA, 3276 nt
Organism: Sphaeramia orbicularis (orbiculate cardinalfish)
Lineage: Eukaryota; Metazoa; Chordata; Actinopteri; Kurtiformes; Apogonidae
Gene: snx17
Product: sorting nexin 17
Exons: 15
Coding region: 1-1419 (472 amino acids)
Biological process (GO): signal transduction; endocytic recycling; intracellular protein transport
Cellular component (GO): early endosome
Molecular function (GO): phosphatidylinositol binding
Source: RefSeq, a predicted model, not a curated record